This is a messenger RNA of Papilio machaon (common yellow swallowtail), 1059 nucleotides long. Its product is annotated as odorant receptor 94b-like. The record is from RefSeq and is a predicted model, not a curated record. Gene Ontology annotation, biological process: sensory perception of smell; detection of chemical stimulus involved in sensory perception of smell. Gene Ontology annotation, molecular function: odorant binding; olfactory receptor activity. NCBI's taxonomy places the organism in Eukaryota, Metazoa, Arthropoda, Insecta, Lepidoptera, Papilionidae. The transcript is spliced from 8 exons. The coding region runs from base 4 to 1059 and encodes 351 amino acids. Gene Ontology annotation, cellular component: plasma membrane.
AUAAUGGAAAAGAAAUGGUCGCAUUUCAGUUUGGAGCCGCAUUUAAGGAUUUUGCGCUUCGGUGGCUACUGCGCAUUAGACGCCAGUAGCCCACCGAAACGUUUAUAUGUACACAAAAUGUACAUGAGAUUUGUAUUAUUCGCUGCAAUCAUUUUUAUGAUUCAACAUGCAAUUAGAAUUUAUGAAGUGCGUAAUGAUAUGAACACCUUGAUGGAUACGAUGUUUCUACUGUUUGCUUACCUCGGCUCUAUUUAUAAACAAAUUGUAAUGCUCGUCAAACAGAAUGAUGUCCAAGAACUUUUAAACACAAUGAAAGGAGAUUUAUUUAACCAGCCUGAAGAAAAACACCAAAAGCUGCUCAAAAGUACAGCUAGGGAAGCCAAAAUUAUUGUAAGGAUAUACAGUUUAACAUCAAUCGUUACUAGUUUUCUUAUGGCGUUGUAUCUUUACAUUUUACAUGUGCAAGGAACGCACGUCGAGUUUUCUGUUUGGUUUCCUUUUGAACCGAAUACAAAACUAAAAUUUUAUUUUACUUUACUUUAUGACUACAUCCAGAUGGCGUGGAUUGCGUUUAAUAUUACAACACUAGAUGCAUUUAUAGCAUUCUUUUUGCAGCAAUGCACAACACAAAUAAAUAUUUUAGGAUUUUUCACAAAAAUUGAAGCGACAUUCAGCGGGGCCGUUUUCUGUCAAUUUUUGUUCGGUGGAUGGAUUCUAUGCACCACCGCCUACAGACUUGUUGAAAUUGACAAAACAUCAUUACCUUGUUUGACAAUCAUAUUAUUUUUGAUGUGCAUAUUUGCGGAAUUAUUUUUGUUUUGUUUCUAUGGUAGUAAACUUACGGAUGCGAGUGUAAAGCUAAUGGAUUCGGCGUAUUUUUUGGACUGGCUAGAAAUGCCAAAAAAGAAUAGAAGAGAUCUCUUAUUAUUUAUGGAGAUGAUAAAGAAACCGAUAAUGCCAACUGCGGGAUCCAUAGCGCCUCUUGCAAACACUACUUUCGUUUCAAUAGUUAAAAGUUCUUACUCUUUCUACGCUUUUCUAAAAAAUAUGGAAAAUUGA